GAGCGUGCAUAAAGCAGCCGCGCGCCCCUCACGCUCCAGAGGCCGCAGUCUGUCAGGAUGAGCAGCGGAGUGUCGGAAGUUAUCGUGUUAUUUCUCGGCUUGUUUUUGAAUCUCUGCUCUUCUCAGACGUAUGUCCUCAACGAUAAAGAGGGUCUGGGCAGAGUUUUUGACGGAAUUGGAGGUCUGAGCGGCGGAGGGGCGACGUCUCGUUUACUGGUCAAUUAUGCUGAGCCGUACCGCAGCCAGAUAUUAGACUACCUUUUUAAGCCAAACUUUGGAGCGUCUUUGCACAUACUAAAGGUGGAGAUUGGGGGAGAUGCUCAAACUACUGAUGGAACAGAACCAUCACACAUGCACUACGAGAAUGAUGAGAACUACUUCCGAGGCUACGAGUGGUGGCUGAUGAAAGAAGCCAAGAAGAGGAACCCCAAUAUCACACUCAUGGGCUUACCCUGGGCAUUUCCUGGUUGGGUGGGGCAUGGUAAGAACUGGCCCUAUGACUUCCCGGACAUCACUGCAACGUAUGUGGUGAGCUGGAUCCUUGGUGCCAAGCAGUACCAUGACCUGGACAUUCAGUAUGUUGGGAUUUGGAAUGAGCGAAACUUUGACAGCAAGUACAUCAAGCUGCUGAGGUACACUCUGGACAAGAGUGGUCUGGAGAGUGUCAGGAUUAUAGCCAGCGACAACUUGUGGGAGCCCAUUGCCCUGUCGCUGCUGCUAGACCCCGAGCUCAGCACAGCUGUAGACGUGAUAGGGGCCCACUACCCAGGCACCACCACAGUGACGGAGGCCCUGAAGACGCAGAAGAAGCUGUGGUCGUCAGAGGACUACAGCACUUUCAACGAUGAGGUGGGAGGAGGCUGCUGGGCUCGCAUCCUCAACCAGAACUACGUCAAUGGGCUCAUGACUGCCACCAUCUCCUGGAACUUGGUGGCCAGCUACUAUGAGGAUCUCCCAUUCGGCAGAGACGGGCUCAUGACAGCUGAGGAGCCAUGGAGUGGCAACUAUGUGGUGGAGUCCCCUAUCUGGAUCACAGCCCAUACCACACAGUUCACCCAGCCAGGAUGGACUUACCUGCAGACUGUUGGACAUCUGACACAAGGUGGAAGUUACGUAGCCCUGACUGACGGGAAAGGAAACCUCACUGUCGUCAUAGAAACCAUGACUCACGAUCACUCGGUGUGCAUAAGACCUCCACUCCCUGCCUUCAAUGUGACAUCCCAGAAUGCAACUUUCCAGCUGAAGGGAUCCUUUGCCUCCAUCAAGGAACUACAAGUAUGGCGGUCGCAGUUCAACUUCAAAACAAAAAAAGCCUCCUUCUUUGAGAAACUGUCCUCACUGAAGCUUUCAGAUGGAUCCUUCACCUUAACUCUAGCUGAAGAUGAGAUUUACACAUUAACUACAAUUACAACAGGACGGAAAGGCAGUUACCCAGACCCACCCCCCUCUGCUCGCUUCCCUAAAGUCUACAAGGACGACUUUAAUGUUCGAAACCCUCUCUUCUCGGAGGCUCCAGGCUUCGCUGACCAGACGGGGGUGUUUGAGUACUACAUCAACCUGACUGACCCUGGACCUCACGUCUUCACCUUUCGGCAGGUUCUGACACAGAGACCUGUCACGUGGGCAACUGAUGCAGACCAGACCAUCAGUGUCAUAGGAGAUUAUCAGUGGCAGGACCUGACGGUCACAUGUGAUGUCUUCAUGGAGAGCGUUCAGACAGGUGGUGUUUUCAUAGCAGCCAGGGUGGAUAAAGGAGGCCAAUCAAUCCGCAGCGCUAAAGGAGUCUUCUUCUGGGUGUUUGCAGAUGGCUCAUACAAAGUUACCAAUGAUCUUGCUGGACAGACAGUACUAGCAGAGGGACAGUCUGGCACCCGAGCAUAUGGUUGGCACACCUUAUCACUCACUGUGACGGGCCAGUAUGCAUCAGGGAUGCUGAAUGGAUACCUAUUGUGGAAGAACGCUGUGGUGCUGACGCCAAAGAAUGGCUGGGCUGCCAUAGGAACACGCUCAUUUGAACUGGCUCAGUUUGAUAACUUUGCAGUGGUGGCAGAAUAAUGACUUAACUGUGAAAUAAUAAUUAACAAUCUGCUGUGAAUGUUAUGAUUCAUUAUUGACUUGAUCAGUGCAAUGAUGUAACACAUUAGUGUGCUAAAUAUAGCUUUAAUGUUUUUUUCUCUUUAUGAAGAUUUCAGUGGUGUUAGAGAAGGAUUGAGGGAAGAGGAUAUAUAAUGUAACAAUGCACUGCACCCCUGAAAUGAUUUUUCACUGGGUUUUCCAUGGAAUAAAUUUUUUUAAAGAAGUUUUAUGUUUUUUAAGAAGCUGCUGUAUCAUAAUUAAAAUUGUGUGUAAGGGCUGAAAUGAAAAAUGUACCAAAAAUAAAUUGGUUGUUUUUUCAUCUGUUUGAGUCCUUUCCUGUUAAAGACUUUUGAAAUCCACCCAUAGUGUUUUACAUCAAACAUCCCUGCAGUACAGUAAUUACAGUUGUUUCUACACCGUUGAAGGAAGGUAUCCACCUGAUGACCCCCAGAGACGUGCUAGGAAUCACUGCUCUUUGGCAUGUAUAGAGGCAGAUUAGGGGUCCAAAGUUCUUCACUGAGAAUGAAUCCUCUUUUUGAGCACAAGUAUCUUGUGUUUAAAUUAACUACUGUAGGUAACCAUGAUCUAAGCACUGUUAUGAAAAGGUAAUUACAUGUUUGUAAAAACAGCCUUUGUCACAGCCCAGCCCUAAUCUGUCCUGCAAUCUAACAUGCAGGGUUGGUCCUGCAUACUCCGGCCCACUUUUCCCCUGUGGCCCUGCCCUCUGGUGACAAUGGUCUGAACCUUCACCACACCACCUGCGACCAAUCACCUACCACAGCCCGGCUACAGCUGCUUCCACUCUAAGACAAGGACUAUGGUCAGUGCUAGAUUGUUGUUUGCCAUUCUGAAAUGUACUCUGCUCCUGUUGCUCAUGCUCAAGCCUUGCUUUGCCUGUUUUUGCCUUGUUGUCACCCUUCUUGCCACGUGAGUUUUGUCUUUGUUAUUUGAAGCUUUUUGGAGCUGUUUUUUGAGUUUUUGCCACGUGAGCCUUUUUCUGUUUUUGGUCAAUUUUGGGACAUUUCUGCCUCUUUUCUUUGCUUGUGUUUUGGUCUUUUUUGGAACUUUCUGCCAUGUGAGCCUUGCCUAUGUUUUAUGUUUUUUGUGAAGAUUUGCUUGAUCAUUUAUUGCCUGCCUGUAUUCGGACUCUGCCUGCCAUUGACUCUGAUUCUCUGCCUCAUCCCUGUCGACGCCUUUGCCUGAAUAAACUACAUUUUUGAUUGA
Messenger RNA from Chelmon rostratus (copperband butterflyfish), 3300 nucleotides. It is a transcript of the gene galcb, whose product is annotated as galactosylceramidase b. The record is from RefSeq and is a predicted model, not a curated record. Gene Ontology annotation, biological process: galactosylceramide catabolic process. The transcript has 17 exons. Gene Ontology annotation, cellular component: lysosome. Lineage: Eukaryota; Metazoa; Chordata; Actinopteri; Chaetodontiformes; Chaetodontidae. Gene Ontology annotation, molecular function: galactosylceramidase activity. The coding region runs from base 58 to 2055 and encodes 665 amino acids.